AUGUCGUUGCAGGGCGGCGACGUUUCCUCUCCUAAUCAGGAGGAACAGAAGCCAAGGCCCUCCUCGGCCGCCAGCUCGAGCCCAGAUACGGGCGGAGACGGGGACUCGUUCGAAGAUGCUGUAGACAAUGCAGAUACUACUGCAGAUACAGUUGAUGCAGGCUUCGUACGCUCAUUGACAAAGAGAUCCGUUUCCCUUUCGAAAAGGGCUUCGCGACGAGACGGAGAAGAUGAGGAGGAUGAGGGAGGCGAGAAAAGCGACAAGGACGAGGAAGACAAGGGGACUGCCAGUGAUGAAAUGGUGGACUCUGGCAAGGCGGAAGUAAAGCCAGUCCCGCGCAGGACGUCUUCACCGGUUUCGCGUCGCAUUUCCAACACAUCGAACCUCGAUAAUGUGAACCUGGAUGACGAGACACCUGCCAAGGCAGAAGCACCCCCAAUCCCACCCGAAAAGGACCAUGCCAGCAAGACCUUGUCUCUGAGCAGCAUUACCAAUGCUCUCCCAUCUAUGGCUUGGUCUCCUUCCGCCGAAUCACCCUCGAAGAGCCCAGGCCCUUCAUCCAAUGCAGUCGCCGCUCCUCCACCGCAACCGGCUCCAAGCCCUCCUACCCGGAAACGCUCGUCUCCAUUUUCCUGGUUUUCCACAAACAAGGAUACCUCUACGUCUCCACCGGCUCAGCCUUCUGGGAGAAGAAACACCGCAAGCUCCAUUGCUACCCUGACAAGCAACCCAGAAAUGAUGCUCAGUACGCUCACGGAGGAGAAUCAAGUUACGAAUGGCGUCAAUGGUAACCAUAGGAAGAGUCUCAAGGACAGGUUCAAAGUCCUGCGAAUGCGUGAGGAAGCUGGUAUACAGUUAAUUCCUGGCGAUGGUGACGGACAAGAGGAUGCGCUUGGGCUGGUCAGCACAGACGGUAAGACUGUGUCCGGUGACAAGAGCCCAGUGCCUCCAGUGCCGAGUCCCAACCACGAAUUGGCCCCUGGCACUGCAUCUGGAGUCAAUGCAGGGCCUUCAGCGAUGCAGGAAGCCCAAGUAGACUGGGAUCUUUGGCAGUCUGUCGUCUAUGAAGGUCCGGCCGCGGUAGCCCGAACCAGUCCCGAGGAGUUGAACAGGGCCAUUGCUACGGGCAUUCCCAACGCUAUUAGAGGAGUCAUCUGGCAAGUCCUUGCGCAGAGCAAAAAUGAACACCUUGAAACGCUGUACAAGGAUCUUCUCACCCAAGGUACCGACAAGGACAAGCAGAAUAUCCGCAGCACAGCUACUAGUCCCACUCCCAGUGCCAGUGGCAUCGUUGCCUACACGAAUAGUGACGGCGUGAAGUCGUCUGCAUCAUCUAUUCACUCGAAUAAGUCGGCUGGCAAUGGCAGCACGUCACCUAGGAGCGAGAAGAGCCAGGAGGCGAUUGCAAAGGCACAGGCUGCAUCAAUCGCGGAGAAGCAAAAGAAACAGAAAGAACGGGCAGCCAAAAUUCAGAUCCUCGAGAAAACUAUUCGACGUGACCUUGGGGCGAGAACGAGCUUUUCCAAGCAUGCCGCUGCUGCGGGGCUUCAAGAAGGUCUGUUUGGCGUCUGCAAAGCGUAUGCUCUCUACGACGAUGGUGUUGGAUACGCACAGGGCAUGAAUUUUUUGAUCAUGCCAUUGCUGUUCAAUAUGCCUGAGGACGAGGCAUUCUGUCUGCUCGUUCGUUUGAUGCACCAAUAUAAACUACGGGACUUGUUUAUCAAGGAUAUGCCGGGAUUGCACAUGCUUUGCUACCAAUUCGAGCGUUUGCUGGAAGAUUUGGAGCCAGCACUGUACUGUCACCUACAUCGCCGCGAUGUGUCCCCACAUCUUUAUGCUACGCAGUGGUUUCUCACCUUAUUCGCCUACCGCUUCCCGCUUCAGCUCGUUCUCCGUAUUUACGACUUGAUUCUGUCCGAAGGCCUGUCUGCUAUUCUGCGAUUCGGUAUCGUGUUGAUGCAAAAAAAUGCUAGCACGCUACUGGGAUUAUCCGACAUGCAACAACUUACAUCAUAUUUGAAGGACAGGCUUUUUGAUGUGUAUAUCGACAAGGAUCCCAGCCAGGGCAGUAUCCUCGAAAAUGGAUUCUUUGGGAGCUCCAGUUCCAGCAUAGACAAGGAGGUGUAUAGAGCGGACCAGCUUGUCCGAGAUGCAUGCGAAGUCAAGAUUACGCCUGAAAUAUUGAAGAUGUAUACCGCGGAAUGGGAGGAGAAAACUCAAGCUAGGAAGAAACAAGAAACAGAGUUGCAAGAUCUGAAGAUGGCUAAAGAGAACCUGACUGGCCAAGUGCGAAAGUUGGAAGAACGGAUUCAGGCUCAUGAUGCCGAGCAAAAAGAUCUCUGUAACAAGCUUGUUCAUUGCACGGUGGAGAGCGAUCAGUUGCGAGAGGAGCUGGAAACGCUACGGGCUGAGAACGAAGAGCUAGGGACCGAGAACGAAAGGCUGCGGAAAGAGAACGAAAGGCUGCGGAAAGAGAACGAAAGGCUACGGGAUGAAAACGACACGCUACCGGGUGAGAACGACAGGCUGCGGGACGAGAACGAGGGCCUCCAGGGUCAGGUUAAGGAAUUGAGGAAUGUGAUUCAGUUACAGCCUGAGGAGAUCGAGAGGAAGUGGAAAAUGGAGCGCAGCGAAAUGGUGAAGAAAAAUGCAGACGUCUACCAAGAAAACGUAGAUUUGCAGAAUGAAUUGCAUAGACUUGCAAAGGAGCUGGCGGAUUGCAAGCUGCGCUAUGCCCAGAUCAACGAUGAACACGAAAACCUGAAAACCAAAUGGACCGAUAUGGGUCGUCAAUUUCGGCAAGGCCCGGAAGGUCGCACAUAA
Metarhizium acridum CQMa 102 is the source of this 2823-nucleotide messenger RNA. RefSeq lists its product as uncharacterized. Lineage: Eukaryota; Fungi; Ascomycota; Sordariomycetes; Hypocreales; Clavicipitaceae. The record is from RefSeq and is a predicted model, not a curated record.